GCUUCCGCAGAUGAAAGAAACAAUCAUGAACCAAGAAAAGCUCGCCAAGCUGCAGGCCCAAGUGCGCAUCGGUGGCAAGGGUACUGCCCGCAGAAAGAAGAAGGUUGUCCACAGAACAGCUACGGCAGAUGACAAGAAACUUCAGUUUUCUUUGAAGAAACUGGGAGUCAACAAUAUUUCUGGAAUUGAAGAGGUAAACAUGUUUACCAACCAAGGAACAGUCAUUCACUUCAAUAACCCUAAAGUUCAGGCAUCUCUGGCUGCUAACACUUUCACUAUCACCGGCCAUGCUGAGACAAAGCAGCUGACAGAAAUGCUUCCUAGCAUCUUAAAUCAGCUUGGAGCUGACAGUCUGACCAGCCUGAGGAGAUUGGCAGAAGCUCUACCGAAGCAACCUGUGGAUGGAAAAGCACCACUUGCUACUGGUGAAGAUGAUGAUGAUGAAGUUCCAGAUCUUGUUGAAAACUUCGAUGAAGCUUCAAAGAAUGAGGCAAACUGAACUAAGUGUCACUUUCUGAAUAAAGUUAAGACUUGAAAAAGCUACAUGGAGCUGCUAUUUUAUAUUGUGACUGCUUUGAUUUUAUUUUUAUUUCCUGAUGAGAUCUCAAGAUCUGUGAUAUUUGGAAACUCCUUGAACCUGCAGCUCUUUAGUUACUGCUUGUACACAAUAUUAUUUUUGUGGCCUGAUUGAACCAACCUAUGCUUUGAAAUAAGUCAGAUUGCUAAUGAAUCUCUGCCUAGACACAAUUUUUGAGUAACUUGUAUACAAGCAAACCCCAUCUUUAAUGAACUUUGGCAUACAAUAAAAAUAUAAAAUAAA
Messenger RNA from Aptenodytes forsteri (emperor penguin), 820 nucleotides. RefSeq names its product basic transcription factor 3 (gene BTF3). Gene Ontology annotation, cellular component: cytosol; nascent polypeptide-associated complex. The record is from RefSeq and is a predicted model, not a curated record. Lineage: Eukaryota; Metazoa; Chordata; Aves; Sphenisciformes; Spheniscidae. Bases 11 to 499 code for a protein of 162 amino acids. The transcript has 5 exons.